GAGUGUGGCAGCAGUGCAGUCAACAAGCGCUAAAAAAAAUAGCCACCACGUAAACAAACGAAGUCAUGCUAUCAACAAUUAUAAAAGAUCAAGGAUCCUCACUUGCCCAGCCUACCUCGUGUCUUUUUGUUUCUGACGUUUAACUUAGUCGCGUUAAACGACAAAGACCGUUUUCUGCUGUGGUAUUUAUAGACCCUUUAUCAUGCGACGACAUACAUUCACAAAUAGCCACACAUCGGAAAGGGCAGAUUGGGUGCAUCGUUUUAGAACCGGGCGAUGGCCACCCCGUAUGACGACGACGUCUGCACCCCUCCCUUCUCCAAAAUGCCAACAGGGUUUGAACGGUCUUCCUCCGAUUGUACUCGUUCUGGGAGGCCCUGGGUCAGGAAAAGGGACGCAAUGUGUUCAAUUGGCCAAUGAGUUUGGCUUCGCACAUCUGUCCACGGGAGAUUUGCUGAGGAAGGAGGUCGAGCUAGGUACCAAGAUUGGCAGAGAAGUGGCUACGCUGCUGGCCAGCGGCGAAUUGGUCUCCGAUGAGAUUGUUAUGGCAGUCUUAAGAAAUGCGGUACAGAAGCUGCCGCGAGGAACCAAAGGCGUACUUGUGGACGGAUUUCCUCGGAGUCUCGAACAAGCGAAACUUUUUAACAAGGCGGUUGGGUCACCACAUUUAGUGUUGUACUUUCAUUGUCCCCAGAGUGUCCUUCGUCGACGAAUGGCGCAUCGAGGACGAUUAGAUGAUAACCUGGAUGCCAUCGCACAUCGAUUGCACGUUCACGACACUGAAACUCCCGCUGUUCUGUCGUACUUUAGCAAGUCGUCGUCAACAGCACGCCUCCACCGAUCAUCGUCCCCAGAAUCAAUGUCUCGCAACACACCCUCGCAGCAAGCCCGUCAGUUUGCAUCCCUCAGCCGCCGACAACAACGUAUUAUUCGUAUCCCGGCCACACCACCUGCGGAUGUUGUCUACCGUAUGGUUAGGACGCAUUUUCUCCCAGGAGGAUCAUUUGAACAAGGCCGCGCUUUAAAUUUCCUUCCUAUAUAUAAUUCUCCCAAGCCCAUCCCUACACCCGUUUCAACCACGCUGACUGAAAAUAUCAUAAAAUCUCUCACUAAAUGGCGGAGAGCGAUACAAACCCAUCCAACAACAACCGCGACAACUGCCCCCAUAGGUCGGCCGGUGCCUACUUACACGCAUGCUUCACCGCUCCGUCGUCCGGUCUUGAUACCCAAACCGUGUGGAACGGAACGCCCGCACACAUUGAACCCGAGAUUGAGAAUGGGUCAAACGCUAACGAUCCCAUUUUAUUUGAAUUUGUUGCAUGUUUCUAGUGCGAGGACUUUGAUGAGGAGGAUGAUGAUUUAGAUAGUUGUGUCUACAGAUACUCAAAGCCUAGGAACUUCCUAGAGUCACGUAUACCCGGUUGGAUUUAGAGUCAAGUAGACAAUUGAAUUGCAGAAUAGGAUUUUAUAUUUCUUGAUUUUCACGAGCAUGUAACUCUGGUCCGGCCAAAUAUCCUACUUCACCA
Messenger RNA from Spizellomyces punctatus DAOM BR117, 1526 nucleotides. RefSeq lists its product as uncharacterized. The coding region runs from base 203 to 1363 and encodes 386 amino acids. The transcript has a single exon. Gene Ontology annotation, biological process: nucleoside triphosphate biosynthetic process. The record is from RefSeq and is a predicted model, not a curated record. Lineage: Eukaryota; Fungi; Chytridiomycota; Chytridiomycetes; Spizellomycetales; Spizellomycetaceae. Gene Ontology annotation, cellular component: cytosol; cytoplasm. Gene Ontology annotation, molecular function: AMP kinase activity; ATP binding.